AUGGGCAGCCAGGAUGACUGGUGCAUUGUGGGAGAUCACCCAGCAGUGAUGCAUGAUUGGCCUACUGCCACACCAACAUGGGCUCCUCAGCCCCCUCACACCAAACACUGUGCAGGGGCUCCUCAGCCCCCUCACACCAAACACUGUGCAGGGGCUCCUCAGCCCCCUCGCACCAAACACUGUGCAGGGGCUCCUCAGCCCCCUCACACCAAACACUGUGCAGGGGCUCCUCAGCCCCCUCGCACCAAACACUGUGCAGGGGCUCCUCAGCCCCCUCACACCAAACACUGUGCAGGGGCUCCUCAGCCCCCUCACACCAAACACUGUGCAGGGGCUCCUCAGCCCCCUCACACCAAACACUGUGCAGGGGCUCCUCAGCCCCCUCACACCAAACACUGUGCAGGGGCUCCUCAGCCCCCUCACACCAAACACUGUGCAGGGGCUCCUCAGCCCCCUCACACCAAACACUGUGCAGGGGCUCCUCAGCCCCCUCGCACCAAACACUGUGCAGGGGCUCCUCAGCCCCCUCGCACCAAACACUGUGCAGGGGCUCCUCAGCCCCCUCGCACCAAACACUGUGCAGGGGCUCCUCAGCCCCCUCGCACCAAACACUGUGCAGGGGCUCCUCAGCCCCCUCGCACCAAACACUGUGCAGGGGCUCCUCAGCCCCCUCGCACCAAACACUGUGCAGGGGCUCCUCAGCCCCCUCGCACCAAACACUGUGCAGGGGCUCCUCAGCCCCCUCGCACCAAACACUGUGCAGGGGCUCCUCAGCCCCCUCGCACCAAACACUGUGCAGGGGCUCCUCAGCCCCCUCGCACCAAACACUGUGCAGGGGCUCCUCAGCCCCCUCGCACCAAACACUGUGCAGGGGCUCCUCAGCCCCCUCGCACCAAACACUGUGCAGGGGCUCCUCAGCCCCCUCGCACCAAACACUGUGCAGGGGCUCCUCAGCCCCCUCGCACCAAACACUGUGCAGGGGCUCCUCAGCCCCCUCGCACCAAACACUGUGCAGGGGCUCCUCAGCCCCCUCGCACCAAACACUGUGCAGGGGCUCCUCAGCCCCAUCGGACAAAACACUGUGCAGGGGCUCCUCAGCCCCCUCGCACCAAACACUGUGCAGGGGCUCCUCAGCCCCCUCGCACCAAACACUGUGCAGGGGCUCCUCAGCCCCCUCGCACCAAACACUGUGCAGGGGCUCCUCAGCCCCCUCGCACCAAACACUGUGCAGGGGCUCCUCAGCCCCCUCGCACCAAACACUGUGCAGGGGCUCCUCAGCCCCCUCACACCAAACACUGUGCAGGGGCUCCUCAGCCCCCUCGCACCAAACACUGUGCAGGGGCUCCUCAGCCCCCUCGCACCAAACACUGUGCAGGGGCUCCUCAGCCCCCUCGUGCCAAACACUGA
Messenger RNA from Pygocentrus nattereri (red-bellied piranha), 1407 nucleotides. RefSeq names its product putative protein FAM47C. The transcript has 2 exons. Lineage: Eukaryota; Metazoa; Chordata; Actinopteri; Characiformes; Serrasalmidae. The coding region runs from base 1 to 1407 and encodes 468 amino acids. The record is from RefSeq and is a predicted model, not a curated record.